GACAGGUCGCUUUUAGUCCGGGCUUUGGAAGAUGGAGCUCUCGGCGGUGGGAGAUCGUGUUUUCGCCGCGGAAUCCAUACUGAAGCGCCGUGUCCGCAAGGCAAGAAUUGAAUACCUUGUAAAAUGGAAAGGAUGGGCGAUGAAGCACAGCACUUGGGAGCCAGAGGAGAAUAUUUUGGACGACAGGCUGAUACUUGGCUUCGAGCAAAAGGAACGGGAUCGGGAAUUGCAUGGGCCGAAGAAGCGGGGGCCAAAACCUAAAAACUUUGUCAUGAAGGCUCGUGGGCGGAAAGGAGAAGCCAGAAGCCGAGCCUCGAAGUCCCAUCAGACCACAUCACGCUCCUCUUCGUCCACUCCCAGCCGAGCGACUCCUUCCUCUUCUGCUACACCUCAUCACUUAGGGUCUACGUCCUCCUCUUCCUCAACUGUGGCACCCUCUCCAAAACUCAAUUCUCUAGCCGCCACCCAUAAGCUGAAGAAAGACAUUCACCGUUGCCACAGGAUGUCCAGGCGCCCUCUGCCCCGCACAGAUCCCUUGGCGUCCGGCUUCUCCAACCCCGGAGGCUUCCCCCGCCUGCACGUCUCCCCCUUCUCCGAGACCGUCCGCAUCCUGAACCGAAGAGUCAAACCCCGGGAAGUCAAGAGAGGACGGAUCAUCCUCAAUCUAAAGGUCAUUGAUAAGCCAGGUCGUGGUGGAUCGGCCGCAGGCGGUAGGAAUAUUACAGCAGGACGCCAAACCAUCCCUUCCCGCAAUCGUAUUAUCGGGAAGAAGGGAGAUGCUCCCUAUAGACCUUUUCAGCCUCCUCUGAAGAUGCUGGGAUUCCCGAUGUACGGGAAGCCGUUUGGCCUGCAGUGUGGAAGUCCUGUGCCUUUUCACUCCCACCCAAGUUCAUGCUCAGGCGCCAUGAACACCCACUCCACCUCCUCCCAGUACAAGUCACCUCCCUCCCCUUCCAGCUCCAGUGGCUCUGAAGGAAAGUCUCGCACCACCGCCACAGCCGCACGGUCUGCCAGAGGAGCCGCAGCUUCCAGCGAGGGUCCCAAAUCCAGUAAACCUCACUCAGAGACCCAGAAGGGCCAGAGUGCCAAGCCAUCUGCUCCCGCCUCGUCCCCGGAUGUGGCGUCAGCAUCUCCCUUCCUCCCCUCCUCACCCUCCUCUUCCCUGGAAGAUGACGAGGAAGAGGGCACGACGGACCGAUCUGCAACCCAAGGGGGAGCGAGGAAAACUCGUAGGCCCAAACGCCAGCUUCCCGCCACCCUUCCCUCAGUCACCCCCAGCGACCAGAGCUCUACCCCCGCCGAUCCCAAAAGGGUGCCCGCAGAGGGGGACCCCGACUGGCACCCUGAAAUGGCACCCAGCUGCAAGGAUGUGGUGGUCACUGACGUCACCACCAACCUCGUCACCGUGACCAUAAAAGAGUUCCCCUCCCCGGCUUCGUGCCCAGCCUCACCCUCUGCUAGCCCCGAAAACGCCUCCUCCCCUCCCCCAAGCACCACCUCCGAUGACCCUGCCCCAACCAAGCCAUAGGAGAUCAGAUGCUGCCAUCGAUGAUAGAAAAAAAAAAAAAAAAGAAUAUCAAACCAGUGUUGCCACUUCAGCCCCCUCCUACCUUUUUCUGUAAAGGUGUGUCCAUACUUGUGUAACGAUGAAUAUAAUGUAAUGUAACUUAACACCGCCCAGCCAUUGAAUAGUAUAAAAAAAGAGCAUAUUUUUUUUAAGAGAAGUGUAUAAAUUCGAAAAAGGGGCAGCUAAUAAGCCCUUCUUGUCACUUAAAUUGCCAUAUUUUGUCCACUUGCACAGCACUGACUCUUUCAAGCAGACUUGGACGGAAAUUGUGUUUGUUUUCCUUUCGCAUGCUUCAAACAUGCGGAGUUUAGCUCGUUUGUUGCGAUAAAAAUUUGUCCAAAAAGUGGAAGGCUCGCCCAUCUGCUGUGUUGGGGUGAGAUUUUAUCAAGCACACUUGCUGCAUGUGAAAUAAACAAAUGCUAUUUUGAUCAAGCCCUGCUGCGAAGGCUGUUAGGCCAAUUUUCUGCCCCUUAGUUUCAUUGGAAGUCCAGCCUGUUAAUAAACGUGAUGUGUUUUUUGCACUUAACACAGUUGGACGUUCAUAUAUUGCAUCAAUACAGCGAGGUAAAUGCAAUGCACUUGACUGCAUCUAAAAAAACAACCUUAUUCUAUGUAGUACAUCAAUUUUUCAAGGCCUUUUUUUUCCUCUCUUGCUCUCUUGAACGCACAUGCGCAUAUAUAUACAGUAUGAGUAAGUAUUUAUAUGCACGCACAACCUUAAAAGCUGCAAAAUAAUAUACAAACACAAUAGAUUUUUAAGUUAUUGCUGUCCUUGCCAUCUUUCCCUGCUCGCCUUGUUUUUUCUCACAAACCCACCACUUUCCUCAGCUCUGUAACGUCCAACAAGACUCUAAACUGUUAGUCUGCAGUUAGUCGUGAAAUUGUCUCUUUAUACCACAUUUGCGCGUUUUAACUUUUCCACUUGUCAAAGUGUAGAAGGUCCAUGGACUGACACAUAAGCUACGAACUCAACUAAAGCCACCAAUCCAAUGCAGUUUGCUAUAAUCACUGGUUACCUGUUUAAAUAAUGUGGUACAUGCAUACACAGUCCAAGCUUGUAAAAAUCAAUAGUAUCUGGUAGUUUUGACUGUUAACUUUCCAUUUUGGCAGGUAGAGCAGACUGUUUUACAACCUUUUUGCUCCUUUGGAUGUUGUUCUUAAGCUAACACUGCUUUAUUAUCAUGUUUUAAAGUGUUAUUGUCAAUAUAAGUGGUUCAUGUAGCACUGAUCACAGUGUCCUCCAGCUGUCUAUAACGCUAGUGAAACUGAACCAGGACAAGACUGUGCCAG
Messenger RNA from Scomber scombrus (Atlantic mackerel), 2857 nucleotides. RefSeq names its product chromobox homolog 6a (gene cbx6a). The transcript is spliced from 5 exons. Lineage: Eukaryota; Metazoa; Chordata; Actinopteri; Scombriformes; Scombridae. The record is from RefSeq and is a predicted model, not a curated record. The coding region runs from base 32 to 1528 and encodes 498 amino acids.